AUGAAGCCCAAGCUGCUAUGGACGGACCCGGGCCUGCCGCCGCGGCGCGAGGACAACGUCAAGGCGACGGUCUACGCCAUCGCGUUCCGGCCCGACGGGACGCAGAUGGUCGUCGCCGUGUCGAACCUCGUCCUCGUCUACGCGACGUCCGACGGCGACCUCGUCCACCGGCUCCGGGGCCACAAGGACGUCGUCUACACCGUCGACUACGCGCGCGACGGCCUCCGCUUCGCGUCCGGCGGCGCGGACAAGACGGUGAUCAUCUGGAACCACAAGGGCGACGGCAUCCUGAAGUUCACGCACAACGAGUCCAUCCAGAUCGUCUGCUACAACCCGACGACGGAGCAGCUCGCGUCGUGCACGGCCACGGACAUGGGCAUGUGGUCCAAGGAGCAAAAGUCCGUCACGAAGCACAAGGUCUACUCCAAGAUCUUAUGCGCGAAGUGGAACAACGACGGCCAGUACAUCGCCCUGGGCAUGUACAACGGCCACGUGCAGAUCCGCGAGAAGAACGGCCAGGAGUACAAGGUCAUCGAGAAGACCGCGCCCGUCUGGUGCAUGGCCUGGAGCCCGGCGCGCGACGACCCCUGCGACCUUUUAGCCGUGGGCUGCUGGAACCAGACCGUGAGCUUCUACCAGCUGAGCGGCGCGCAGUACCUCAAGGAGCGGCGCGUCCACUUCUACCCGUGUUCUCUGGGCUACUUCACGGGCGGCCAGUACAUGGUCAUCGGCGGCAGCGACAAGCGCGCGUCGCUCUGCACGCGCGAGGCCGUGCGCCUCAAGAACAUCUGCGAGCUCGACGAGUGGGUCUGGUCCCUCGCGGUGCGGCCGCGCCAGCCCGCCGUCGCCGUCGGGUCCUACGGCGGCGCGAUAUCCAUGUGGACCGUCGAGUUCGACGCCGUCUACGCGCUGGACGGCGACCGCUUCGCCGUGCGCGAGCACAUGACCGACGUCGUCGUCCACCACAUGCAGGCCGAGAAGCGCGUCCGCAUCAAGUCGCGCGACUACGUCCGCGGCAUCGCCGUGUCCAAGGACCGCCUCGCGAUCAUGCUCCCGGACCGCGUGAACAUCUACGAGCUCCACAAGCGCGAGGAGGCGGGCGUCGACAUGCACUACCGCCUGCGCAAGGAGCGCAUCUACGUCUCCGGCGACUGCGGCAAGCUCGGCGUGACGUCGAGCCACGUGAUCCUCGCCCGGAAGAACAAGCUCCAGCUCCACGGCUUCACGAAGCCCAAGGAGCGCGAGUGGGUGCUCGACGCCGAGGUGACCUGCCUCAAGGUCGACGGCGGGCCCGUGGGCAAGGAGGGGCUGCUCGUCGGUUUAGCGGACGGCGCCGUGCUCAAGAUCUACAUCGACAACCCCUUCCCCAUCGACAUGGUCAAGACGUCGGGCGCCGUGCGCUGCCUCGACACGUCCGGCGACCGCGAGCGCCUCGCCGUCAUCAACGACGACGGCCGCCUCCAGGUCUUCGAUUUGAGGACCAAGGACGUCGCGUUCUCCGCCGAGGGCGCGUCCUCCGUGUCCUUCAACUCCCAGUUCGACGACAUGCUCUGCUUUUCCAAGAAGGACGUCGACGAGCUCUACGUGAAGACCGGCGCCCACCCCGUGCAGCAGCACAACAUCCGCGGCGCGGUCAUCGGCUUCGUCGGCGCGAAGCUCUUCGUCGUCGCGGACCAGAACGUGUCCGUCAUCGACCUGCCCCAGUCCGCGGCGCUCGCGCAGCACGUCGACGCCAAGGAGUUCGACAAGGCCCACCGCAUCGCGUGCUUGGGCGUCACGGCCGCGGACUGGCGCCGCCUCGCGAACGCCGCGGCGAAGAAUUUGGACCUCGCGACCGCGCGCGCGUCCUACAUGCGCGUCCACGACCUGCGCCAGAUCGAGCUGCUGAACUCCAUGGAGGUGCGCCAGCAGCAGGCGUCGUCGUCCGCGGCGCUGAACUCGCCGGAGAAGGGCAAGGACGGCAAGGGCCGGCGCGACCGCGGCGGCGCCAAGGACAAGGAGGCGGAGAAGAAGGCGACGGAGGCGCUCGAGCCCCUCUUCCAGGCCGAGCUGCUGGCCUACGCGGGCCUCUACCAGGAGGCGGCCAAGGCCUACACGCGCGCGGGCCACGUGAAGCUCGCGAUCGACCUCUUCGCGGACCUGCGCCAGUGGGAGGAGGCGAAGCUCUUCGCGGCGUCGUCGGACUCCAUCGACACGCGGGACCUCGUGCGGCGCCAGGCGGAGUGGGCCGAGGAGGUCGAGGACUGGGCCGCGGCCGCGGACAUGUACGUCUCCGCGGGCGACGCGAUGCGCGCGGUCAAGCUUUUAGGCGAGCACCAGCAGGGCAACUGGACGGAGCAGAUGGCCGCCAUCGCGCGCAGCGUCACGGGCGAGGACGUGCUGCGCCAGUGCGCGCGCUGCUUCCUGGCCGCGGGCGAGGACGCGCUCGCGCGCGAGGUCUACGCGAAGCUCGACGACGUCGAGGCGCUGCUCCAGCUCUACGUGCGCAAGCAGCAGUGGGCCGAGGCCAUCAAACUGGCCGAGGACGCGUCGGCCAAGUUCUCGAACGCGCACCGCGCCAAGUUCGACCAGACGUUGUAUUUGCCCUACGCGGAGUGGCUCGCGCUCCACGACCGCUUCGACGAGGCGCUCGAGGCGUACCGCAAGAGCGGGCGGCCGGACAUGGCCCAGCACAUGAUGGAGCAGCUCACGUGCAACGCCGUCGUCGAGUCGCGCUUCAAGGACGCGGCCUACUACUACUGGCUCCUCGCGUCGGAGACGCUCCACGUCGCGUCGGGCGAGUCCGGCGACGACGUCGCCGUCGCCAAGAUCAUGCCCGCGUACAGCGCCCAGCUCCACAAGGCGGAUUUGUACUACGCCUACAACUUCAUCGAGUCCUUCUUCCUGCCCUUCACGCCCCUCCAGCCCGAGGUGCUCUUCCAGUGCGCGCGGUUCCUCGUGAACGGCCUCGGCGCGCGCGAGGCGCCCCACGGCAUCUCCAAGGUGAAGAUCCUCUUCGCGCUGGCGAAGCAGGCGAAGCACCUGGGCGCCUACAAGCUCGCGCGCUUCGCCUACGACAAGCUCCAGCACAUGAAGGUGCCCGACGAGUGGCAGGAGCAGCUGGACGUGGACAUGCUCACGAUCCACUCCAAGCCCGUGCGCGACAACCCGGAGCUGCUGCCCGUCUGCUACCGCUGCGGCGCGGCGAACGCGCUGCUGAACCCGGCGACGAACGCGGCGACGCUGUCGAACAAGGUCGGCGACGAGCGGUCGCGCGACGUCUGCACGUCGUGCGGCCACCCGUUCGUGCGGUCGUUCCUCAACUUCGAGAUCCUGCCCCUCGUCGAGUUCAUCCCCGAGGCGCCGCUGGGCGACGACGAGGCGCUGGAAUUGAUCCGCGAGGCGCCGCCGGAGACGGGCCGGGACCGCCGGAAGCUGCGGGGCCAGUGGAACGAGUCGAAGGAGGGCGAGGCGAACGUCAUGUCCAUGGGCGGCGACGACGACGCCUACGACGACGACGACGCCGAGGACCUCUUCAACAAGUGCAUCCACCGCACGCUCUCGAACCAGGAGGGCGUCAACUCCUACGCGCCCGUGACCGUCGACGCGGAGACGCUCCGGUCGCUCCGCCGCGAGCACGUCUUCCAGUGCAAGCCUCGCGCGCCGGGCAUGCGCGCGACCUACUACAAGUCCGCCAUCGCCGACGUCCACAUCGCCAUCUCCCAGUCCUGCCACAGGUUCUUCCACGAGGAGGACUUCGAGUUCCAGGUCCUCCGCGACGGCGCCUGCCCCUUCUCCCGCGUCAAGGACGUCGGCGACUUCGGGCCCUGCUAG
Molecule: messenger RNA, 3813 nt
Organism: Aureococcus anophagefferens
Lineage: Eukaryota; Pelagophyceae; Pelagomonadales; Pelagomonadaceae
Exons: 2
Coding region: 1-3813 (1270 amino acids)
Biological process (GO): intraciliary retrograde transport; protein localization to cilium; non-motile cilium assembly
Cellular component (GO): non-motile cilium; intraciliary transport particle A
Molecular function (GO): protein binding
Source: RefSeq, a predicted model, not a curated record